Molecule: messenger RNA, 3847 nt
Organism: Notolabrus celidotus (New Zealand spotty)
Lineage: Eukaryota; Metazoa; Chordata; Actinopteri; Labriformes; Labridae
Gene: morn4
Product: MORN repeat containing 4
Exons: 5
Coding region: 107-547 (146 amino acids)
Source: RefSeq, a predicted model, not a curated record
UGCGACAUACGUUUCUCAGCCGGUGUUUUUAUAUUUUUACGCCCCUACGGUUUUGUAUUGUGGUUUCCAUGCUUCGAAGACGCCCAACGUAGCCUACAGGGGUGACAUGACUCUGACCAGGGGAUCUUUCACUUACGCCAGUGGGGAGGAGUACCACGGCGAGUGGAAAGAAGGUCGGAGGCAUGGACUCGGUCAGCUCAAGUUUCAGGACGGGACCUGCUACACCGGCCAGUUUGAGAACGGACUCUUCCAUGGCUCUGGUGUGCUGCUCUUCACAGACGGAUCCAGGUACGAAGGAGAAUUUGCACAUGGAAAGUUUCAAGGCACCGGAGUCUUUGGCCGAUAUGACGGCAUGAUGUUUGAAGGAGAGUUCAAAGAUGGACGUGUUGAGGGAUAUGGCUUAUUGACUUUCCCCGAUGGAGCUCAUGGCGUCCCACGGAAUGAGGGCUUGUUUCAAAACCACAAGCUGCAGAAGAGAGAGAAGUGUCCAGGAGUGGUGCAGCGAGCGCAGGCUUCAGCUUCCAACGCUCGCACCCUGGCACUUUGACUGUCAUGGACCCCGGGGGAGACACAGGCAUGGUUCCAGCACCUUCUCAGAGGACCUCAGGGAUGCGUACCCACUCCAGAUCGUUUUUCUGGGUCUUUCUCUAUUUUUCAACAUCACUUUCUACUUUUCUUCCUCUGCAUCUUCCUACUUAGCCUUCACAGUGGCUUGGAAUGCACAUGCAGUUUGACCAAACCAAGGCUUUCUGAUGACUGAAUUGAAGUGCACAACACCAUGAAGCACACCUUUAACUUCUCAAGUCACGUAAACACCGAAUGCUGCUGUUUUUUUCUUCUUCUGAUUAUUGUGCUCAUAAAAAGUGUCUUAGUGUUUUCUCUUGAAUAGUGAUUCAUACAUCCAACAACCAAAUAUAGGAGAAUAUAGGAGACCCUCUGACCGUCUUUGACACCUCAAAGAGGGUUUUCUGUCCUGCAUUAGUAAGAGGUUACAGUAAGUCUGUUAAUAAGAUAAAUGUGGUGCAGUCAUUGCAGCAGAGUGUAACUUUAAGGUACCCUGUUGAGUUUUUGAAUACUGGUAGUGCUUUGAAGCUAUGUGUUUUCACAAAUAGGCCCCUGUUUUGUUUGUAUCAUGCACAGGCAUGAGGAUGCAUGCACACGAGCAUGUUGGCAACAUAAUACACAGUCCUGCAGAAGGCUUUAUGCAGUCCUGCUGAGAGACAGUUGGUGCUACUUUUUAAGAAACAGCAAUGUGCCCAUAGAGCCGGUGUAGGAAAAGAUGGCAUCUCAGAAUAUCCUAAUCUCAACGGAGCUCAUUUCUAUGAUAAAAAGAUUUUGCUUAAAGAUGCAGAAUCUGUAGGCCUUGUAGGCCAUAAUUAUCUUGUAUUAUGGAUGCUAUUGUCCACUAGUGUGCCAGCAGACGUUGGCUUGGGAAAUAGUCAGUAUAGAGCAAAAUGUCAGAAUGCAUUGGCAGUCAUGUAACGAAUUAGCUUUAACUAAUGUUUGAAAACAGAUAUCUUGAUGCAAUCCAUGCUUGGAAAUUCUUUUUCAACCCCAGUUCAUCCUUACUUAUUUUGUGCUAGUCAGACUAUAAACAAAGGCAAUGCACGGCAAAAGUAAUGUUGGCCAGAAAUCAUCAAUGACUAGUGGCUGGCUUCACUGAAUACCCUGAUAGGCAAGCCACCACUCCCAGAGUCAUCAUGAAGCAGUAGUCCAGGGUUGUAAGAUUGAAACAUGGGAUGUUCUGAAGCAACUAAUUUGCCAGUCAUUUAAACAGAAAUUAAAAUUCUGACUCACCAACUAGUCUAAAUGUUAGAAAACUGUGCAUUGUUUAUCUAACACGGCUAAACAUGGGAUCACAGCAACUGCGGGUAAACAAUGUUUAAUUGGUUUGCAGAGCUAGCACCACCAGCCUUCGGUCCACCUUGCAGGUUGAUAUCCACGUCUGUGCGGGUAACUCAUUGCUCUGGUUGAGUAGUUAUAUGCCAGUUUGUAGACACAGCCUACACAUGUGCAGUGUCACGAGAUGCCUGCUGUCAACUGUGCUUGUUUACAUCUGGGUAGUAGAGCAUUAUUGCAUUAGGACAUAGUAUGUAAAAUACUUAAAAGUUUAGCUUUAAAAUGGUUUUCUGAGGAGUAUUCUGGGAUUUGCCAGACCUUGUAGAUUUGGACAGUAUUUCAUUUUUGUGAGAAACAGUGAAUGUAAACAUGACACUCCACAGGGCACCUUAAAAUCUCAUCACAAGUUACAGCGAUAUUGCAAGCUUGAUCUUUCUAGGAAUGUAUUUUGUCACUAGUCUGUGUCCUUUUAAUGGAUCAAUAUUCACAUUUGCCUUAAAGAUGUUUUGGUACAAGAGUGCAGUUCAAGGGUGUCCAUCUGAAAACAUGAACACACACAUUGCCCUCUCUUUCCCCUCUCCUCUGCAUCAUUCCUCCCUAAGGUGUCUGUCAUCUUAAUGAAUUUGAGGUCUGUUUGAAGUGCGCCCUCACUUUGUGACCCGCAUUGCUAAGCUGGUGCUGAGUUCCUGCUCACAUCAUUCACAUCCAGUCCAGCAGCUCAAAUACAGCCCAAUAAAACCUCUCAGUGCUCUCCCAGUGGAAAUCAGUGGAGAGGAGAUUUAACUCUGCUGGAUAAUUUCCAUGUAUAACCUGAGAGUAAAUGAUGAAUAAUCCUAAUUAAAUGCAUCAAAUUAGGGAUGUAGAUCUUAAUUGAGGCAGCUGAUUGAAAGACUUUAUAAUCAGAUGUAUAUUUAAUGGUACUUGAUUUGAUUUAUGUGUUUAUUCUGUGAUGUGUGUAAAUGGAUGUUGUGUUUGUUCUGACCUCUCAAAUGAAUUUACAGACAGUACUUUGAUUGGUCAGCUAGAAAAUUGUGUUACUGAAUUAUUUAAGACAGUGUGGUUGAGUCUUUUCUGAGACUUGUGUAUGAAACAAAUAUAGCCGAUCACAGGUAUUCUGUGGUUACAGAUGAAUUCAGUGUACUUGAAUAGUUAAUAGGCCUUACAAAGCAUUAGACGUGGCUUGUCUGGGGUUGCCUACACAGAACUUCAACCAAAGACAAUCAAAUGAUAUUGUAGGUGAGGGAGCCUGGAACAUGAAAAGCAGAUAUGUGUGUUAUUUCUUCCAGCUGAUCAUUAAAGACAAAUCAAUAAGGACAAAUCCACAUAGGGCUUCAGUGCACAUGACAGAAGAUUGAACAGAGAAUAGAUAUGAGGUUAUGCUGUAAAUAUUCCUUUACUUUCUGUUCUGGAUUAUUGCAGUUACUGAUAUCAUUAUUUUACUUUAGAGGGGGGAAAAAAAUCAAUAGUUAAUAUUGUGAGCCUUUCCUUGCUUUUAAAAGCCCCUUUGGUACAGUGUGCUGCAAAGUGCAAUCAGAGAGAUUAAAGGUAACAUUAGACAGAAAGUCAGACCACUGCAUGCGUCAGUCCCACUAUCUACUAACACACAAUCAUACUUUAAUGUUUGCUGUAUGUGCAAAGUGUGUAAUGUCCUAUAUUUCACACAAUAUAGCACUAUGUUUUUCAUCUCUGCUGUCGGGGACAAGAUCUGCUAAAGCCUUCUUUGCCUACACACACCCAUGCCUGGGUGGAAUUGAAUUCACAAGAAUCCCACAUCCAUUUCCAACUGGAAACAAAUGGUGCUUUAAAAGCGUGCCUGUCCAGACUAUCACCUGGAGAAUAUCAUUGCCAUGGUUACCUUUUUUUUUCCUGUGACUGUAGAAUACUGCUUUGAGUGCUCUUAUAGAAAACGACUGCACAGUAUCCUCUCAUUCUCCUUGAAAAUGUGUGAUUAUGAUCACAAAAGUGGUAAACAGUUGAUGUGUUUAAUAAAGAAGUGUUGAAAGACAAA